Messenger RNA from Diospyros lotus (date-plum), 3542 nucleotides. RefSeq names its product kinesin-like protein KIN-UB. The transcript is spliced from 20 exons. Lineage: Eukaryota; Viridiplantae; Streptophyta; Magnoliopsida; Ericales; Ebenaceae. The record is from RefSeq and is a predicted model, not a curated record. Gene Ontology annotation, molecular function: plus-end-directed microtubule motor activity; microtubule binding; ATP binding. Bases 233 to 2989 code for a protein of 918 amino acids. Gene Ontology annotation, biological process: microtubule-based movement.
UGACCGACCCUCGCCCCCGAGCCCACCUCUCUCUCUCUCCCUCCCUCUCUACGCUUUCUCUUUCUAGAAACCGUAUUUGUCUGAGCCACGACGGAGCCCGCUCUGUUGCUUCAAUUCGACUCUCAUUUCGCAAUUGAAGAGAGAGAGAGAGAGAGAGAGAGAGUGCGUGCGUGCGUGCGUGCUCGAUUUUGGUUUGGAGAAGCUUUUGGAGCUGAGUUUCUGAGAUGUGUUAAUGGCUUACAGAAAUGGCGUCCAGAAGGGGGCUCUGAAGCUCGACAGGCCUCUGUCUUUGAACUCCAACCCGAAGUCUUCUCCUUCUUCGUCUUCUUCUUCUUCUUCUUUGAAAUCCAAGCCAGGCUCCGGUCCCCGCCGCAGCAGCACCGGCUCGAUCGGCAGCGGCGGCUCCUCCUCCGGCAAGGACGUCGCUGGAGUUUCUGGGAGAGUUCGAGUUGCUGUAAGACUACGGCCACGCAAUGCAGAGGAGUUGGUGUCUGAUGUUGAUUUUGCUGAUUGUGUAGAGUUACAGCCAGAGCUCAAACGGUUAAAACUACGGAGAAACAACUGGGAUUCAGAUACCUAUGAGUUUGAUGAAGUUCUGACUGAAUUUGCUUCACAAAAGCGUGUAUAUGAAGUCGUGGCAAAACCUGUGGUUGAAAGUGUUCUUGAUGGUUACAAUGGCACAGUCAUGGCAUAUGGACAGACUGGUACUGGGAAAACUUAUACACUAGGGCGACUUGGAGAAGAAGACACGGCUGAUAGGGGAAUAAUGGUUCGUGCAAUGGAGGAUAUCUUGGCAGAAAUUUCCCCACAGACAGAUUCUGUCUGUGUCUCCUAUUUGCAGCUUUAUAUGGAAACUAUACAAGACCUACUUGAUCCUGCUAAUGACAACAUAUCUAUCAUGGAAGAUCCAAAGACAGGAGAUGUUUCACUCCCAGGUGCUACUGUUGUAGAAAUUAGGGACCAACAGAGUUUUGUGGAACUUCUAUGUUUAGGGGAAGCUCAUCGCUUUGCUGCUAACACAAAGCUGAACACGGAAUCUUCUCGUAGCCAUGCCAUUCUGAUGGUACAUGUCAAGAAGUCUAUCAAGGGGAAAGAUCCUGCUCUUCCAAGUCAAAAUGGAAAUGCAUCUGACAUGCUUAAAACUUUAAGGCCCCCCAUAGUUCGGAAAGGCAAGCUAGUUGUGGUAGAUCUUGCAGGUUCAGAACGAAUUGACAAGUCUGGAAGCGAAGGGCAUACAUUAGAGGAAGCCAAGAGUAUUAAUCUCUCACUUAGUGCAUUAGGGAAAUGUAUUAAUGCAUUGGCAGAGAAUAGUGCGCAUGUUCCAAUACGUGAUUCAAAGCUAACAAGGCUGCUUCGAGAUUCAUUUGGCGGCACUGCAAGAACUUCACUAGUUGUUACAAUUGGUCCCUCUCCACGCCAUCGAGGAGAGACAGCAAGUACCAUAAUGUUUGGACAGAGGGCUAUGAAGGUGGAGAAUAUGCUGAAGAUAAAGGAAGAGUUUGAUUAUAAGAGUCUGUCCAGAAGGCUAGACAUACAGUUGGACAAACUCAUUGCAGAGCAUGAGAGGCAGCAAAAGAGGUUCCAGGAUGAGAUUGAAGGAUUAACUACAGAAGCACAGAGACGUAUUUCUGAGGCAGAGAGGAAUUUUGCUGAUGCUUUGGAGAAGGAAAAAUUGAAAUAUCAGAAAGACUAUACUGAGUCUUUGAAGAAGCUUGAGGAGCAAUGGUCAAAAGACCAACAAAACCAUGCAGUUGGUAAUACCAGAACUGAACCCAAGGAUGAUGGCCUCAUCAAGAGAAAUAGGGAAGAGAUUGUUGCUGCUGAGGAGGUUGCUGAGUUGAAAAGAUUGCUUCAAGAAGAAACUGUUUUGAGAAAAUCUGCAGAAGAGGAAGUUGGUAAUCUUAGGAAUCAACUAAUACAAUGGAAAAUUUCGGAGGAAGCAGGGAAUUCUGAGAUCUCAAAGCUUCACAAAAUGCUCGAAGAUGAGGUACAUCAGAAACAGAAACUUGAACAAGAAAUAGCUGUACUGCAAAGUCAACUGUUCCAACUAAGUUUUGAGGCUGAUGAGGCAAGAAGAAGACUUGAUGGACGAGGAGGUGGUCAAGUUCCCAGUGGUUUGGAGUCGCUCGUUUCCCAAGUUGGGCAUCCCCAGCUGAGAGAUUCGGGCAAUGGGGAGAAGGCCUCAAUUGCAAAACUUUUUGAACAAGUGGGAUUGCAAAAGAUCUUGUCAUUGCUGGAAGCAGAAGAUGCUGAUGUCCAAAUUCAUGCUGUAAAAGUUGUGGCAAAUCUAGCUGCUGAAGAAACCAAUCAAGAAAAGAUUGUAGAAGCUGGAGGUCUUACCUCCUUGUUGAUGCUUCUUAGAAGUUCUGAGGAUGAGAUAGUUCACAGAGUUGCAGCUGGUGCAAUUGCAAAUCUUGCAAUGAAUGAAACGAACCAGGAGCUUAUAAUGGUUCAAGGGGGCAUUAAAUUGUUGUCAAUGACAGCAUCUAAAGCCGAGGAUCCUCAAACCCUUCGCAUGGUAGCUGGAGCCAUAGCUAAUCUUUGCGGCAAUGAUAAGUUACAAGCCAAGCUGAGAGGUGAAGGUGGUAUCAAGGCCUUGCUAGGAAUGGUGAGAUGCAGGCAUCCUGAUGUUCUUGCUCAAGUUGCCCGUGGGAUUGCAAACUUUGCAAAAUGUGAAUCUAGGGCUUCUAAUCAAGGUACUAGAAGUGGAAAGUCCUUUCUGAUUGAAGAUGGUGCACUCCCAUGGAUUGUACAAAAUGCCAACAAUGAAGCCUCCCCAAUCAGGCGCCAUAUCGAGCUUGCACUCUGCCAUUUAGCACAGCACGAGGCAAAUGCGAAGGAUAUGAUUAGUGGAGGCGCCUUGUGGGAGAUUGUUCGCAUCUCACAAGACUGUUUACGACAGGACAUAAGGGCUCUUGCUCGGAGGACUCUGAAUUCGAGCCCGGCUUUCCAGGCUGAGUUAAAACGGCUCAGGAUAGAUUAUGGAUGAUGAUAAGGCGUGCAACAAGUAGCAGAAGAACACCCCCCUCCCCCUCCCUCCUCAAGUUGGAGGCUGGUGGUUCUACCAAUCUCAACUUGGAGAUGAUGGAAUGAUGAUGAGAAGAUCCCAACGACUUAGUAAAGAUGUCUGCAAGUUGAGUAGCCGAUGAAACAUGCAAAAGAUGAAUAAAUCCCUUCUUUCAGUGUUUCAUGGACAAGAUGACGAUCAAUAUCCAAAUGUUUUGUACGUUCAUAGAAGACUGGAUUCGUGGCAAUGUGAAUAGCUGCUUGGCUAUUGCAAUGAAGAGGAAUCAGAAGAGAAAUUGAGAUCUGGAAUGUUUGCAGCAAAUAGGGAAUCCACAGUAACUCACAUACUGUGGUUGCCCUACUUCAAUAUUCUGCUUCGGCAGAGGAUCAUGAAACAGUGGAUUGCUUUUUCAUUUUCCAGGAUAUCAAGGCAGAACCAAAGAAGAUAUAGUAAUCUGUGAGAGAUUUUCAAGAAAAGGAACAAGAUGCCUAAUCGGCAUCACAAAAUGCUGUAAGAGCUAGAGUAGAAUCGGUGU